GUGUCUGUUCAUUUUGGCAACUACAGAGGGCGCUAGGUACGUUUUGUGGUGAUACGAUUGGUACAUCUUUUGCUGCACGAGUGGCUCUAUCUCUCUGUCUGGCAAUUUCAAUUUCUUGGAUUCACUUGUCAGUUGACACGUCCCGUUCAGGAAAUACAUGGAACUGAUUCCGAGACAAGCCCAGUGAAUGACCAUCAAGAUGGCAUCAUCUCCACCGUCCACAAGCUCACCAGAACUUGAAGAGGGCACAUCCCAAGAGGUGGUACUCGCCAAGCUGUGGGAGCGCGUCACCAAAGCCGAGGAGUACAAGACCAAUGGCAAUGAACUUUACAACUCCAAGGACAUUCGGGGAGCCAUCGGCAAGUACCACAGGGCCUUGCUGUUCAUCAGGGGCCUGGACGCCAACUUGCAGAGGAACAGUCUGUGGUACCAGCUGGGUUUGGGUGUUGGAGGGGGCGUGGAAAACUGUGACGGGGGAGGAGGUGGUGCCCCAAGCCUGACCAGCUUGCCGGAGGAGAUGCAGAAAAAGGUGGCCACCGUUGAGCAAGGAUGCCUCAACAAUUUGGCAGCCUGUAUACUUCUCCAAGAGGACCCCAACUAUAAGAGGGUGAUUUCCUACUGCGACAGGGUGCUGGCCUCCUCCCCAGGGAACCCCAAAGCUCUGUACAGGAAGGGCUGCUCCCUCUAUCAUCUUAAAUCCUAUGAGGAGGCGUACGACUGCUUGAAGAAAGCACAGCAGAUCUCAAAAUCAGAUCCAAAUAUUCGCAAGUACCUGACCAUGGCCAAGGAGAAAAUGGAGAACAUCAAUAAUGCGCAGCGGACAAUGUAUCAGGGAAUGUUCAACAAAUCGUCAACGCAGUCUGAUGAGUGACUCAGUCAGUAUGUUGUUGAUUGUGACAUGAAGAGUUUGUGAAUUCCUGUUCGGAAUUUCCCCAAUGUAAAUUUUUAUUAUGAAAAAAAAAUACUCAGAAUCUGAAGAAAUUUGAAGUCAUGGUGUUCAGAUGUAACACAAUCUUAUGGAUCACUUAGUGAAGGGGUCAUAAGAGGAGUUUCAUAUAAAAAAAAA
Messenger RNA from Patiria miniata (bat star), 1066 nucleotides. RefSeq names its product tetratricopeptide repeat protein 9C-like. NCBI's taxonomy places the organism in Eukaryota, Metazoa, Echinodermata, Asteroidea, Valvatida, Asterinidae. The coding region runs from base 188 to 871 and encodes 227 amino acids. Gene Ontology annotation, molecular function: protein binding. The transcript has 5 exons. The record is from RefSeq and is a predicted model, not a curated record.